AGCUAAUAUGACAUGUUCAAAAAAAUAUAGGGAGUACUAGCUUUGGCUUCACCACUGUUCAUGUUCAUGUCCUUAAGAGGUGUGAUAUUGUAGCAGGAUUCGGUGAAGAAAAAUAACUGCCUUCACCGGCUCUUCAUUUUGGGUUGAUGGGGAUUGAGGGUGGAGCCAGAGCUCCUACAGUACCAAUGUGCCCUGUGAAGGCUGUUGUGUGAACACCAGACUAAAGGAUCCCACGUGCCUUGACCCUGCCAUUAGGAUUUGUCAUUGAAUUUAUUGCUUGACGUGAUACUGUACCACACUGGUUCCGGGUGGUGUCUUGGUUCAUCCACUCAGAGCCGAUCCAUUUAUUGCUCGUGUGGACAAGAACAUGAGAACCUUCAGCAUCUAGCAAUGGCGCUCCGAACAAGAAAUCAAUCAAGUUUCCUGAAAGCCUUCUUUCUUCUGUUGCUCUGCAUAUCCACAUCCCGUGGUACAGAGCAAGAAGCAGGCUCGCUUCUCCGGUGGAAAUCUACGUUGUUGCCGGCCAAUGGCGGGGACGAGCCAUCAUCCCCUCUGCUCUCAUGGCUGGCUACCAAGCCGAUGUGCUCCUGGCGCGGCAUCAUGUGUGACGCUACAGGCCGUGUCACCGAGCUGAGCCUUCCCGGCACUGGCCUCCAUGGCACGCUCAGUGCCCUAGACUUGGCUGCAUUCCCGGCACUCACCAAGCUUGACCUCCACAACAACAACAUCAGUGGCAGCAUCCCAGCAAACAUCUCCAGCCUGACGUACCUUGACAUGUCGCAGAACAGCUUGUCCGGGGAGAUACCAGACACCCUACCAUCGAUGAAGCAAAGGAUGAGGUACCUCAACCUGUCCGCCAAUGGAUUGUACGGUUCGAUACCACGGUCACUCUCCAACAUGCGUGGCAUGUGGGUGUUUGAUGUUUCAAGAAACAAGCUCACUGGGGCCAUUCCUCCGGAUCUGUUCAUGAAUUGGCCAGAGAUCACAUCGUUCUACGCACAGAACAAUUCCCUCACUGGAAGCAUCCCUCCAGAGGUCAGCAACGCAUCCAAACUACAGACCUUGUUUCUCCACCGCAACAACUUAUAUGGUAAAAUCACAGUAGAGAUUGGAAGAGUAGCUAGUUUGCGGCGCCUCAUGUUGUCAUCAAAUUCCCUCACUGGACCGAUUCCGCAUUCAGUUGGAAACCUAACAAGUCUUGUGCUUCUGGGAAUCUUCUGCAACAACCUCAUUGGGAAAAUACCGCUAGAAAUCGCCAAUUUGACGGCACUGGAGUCCCUUGAUCUUGACACAAAUCAGCUAGAGGGUGAGGUGCCCCAAGCCCUCUCGGCGCUCCAGAAUCUCCAAUUUCUCGAUGUCAGCAACAAUAAGUUAUCUGGUGUAAUACCAUACCUCAACACCAGGAAGUUGCUUGCCAUCAGCUUAGCAAACAAUAGCUUCACUGGAGUAUUUCCUAUCGUGCUUUGUCAACAGUUGUAUCUUCAAAUCUUGGACCUAUCAAACAACAAGUUAUAUGGCAAACUUCCCCGCUGCUUGUGGAACGUGCAGGAUCUACUGUUCAUGGAUUUGUCAAGCAAUGCCUUCUCUGGGAAUGUCCAAAUGUCAAAGAACUUCAGCUUGUCACUAGAAUCAGUGCACCUAGCAAAUAACAGACUCAGUGGAGGAUUCCCACAUGUCCUUAAGCGAUGCAGAAGGCUACUGAUUCUGGAUCUUGGUGAGAACAAUUUUUCUGAUACAAUUCCUUCAUGGAUAGGAUUUAGCAAUCCCUUGCUAAGGGUGCUCAUAUUACGGUCAAACAUGCUCCAUGGGAGUAUUCCUUGGCAGCUAUCACAGCUCUCUUUUCUUCAGCUGCUUGAUCUAUCAGGCAACAGUUUUAUGGGUUCCAUCCCUAGAAAUUUCUCCAAUCUAAUAUCUAUGAUGCAACCAAAACCAGAGUUCAACGUACCUCUGGAAAUCAGCUACCAGAUUCUACAUCAUCUUGUCUUAUAUAUAUACACUGAGAGGAUCAACAUAAACUGGAAGAGGCAAUAUCAUACUUUUGAAGGAACCAUUGCACUUAUGACAGGUAUUGAUUUGUCAAGCAACUAUCUCUCUGGUGACAUUCCUCCUGAGUUGACAAAGCUUGUGGGUCUCAGGUUCCUAAACCUGUCAAGAAAUUGUCUAUCUGGCGUUAUUCCUGAAGACAUUGGUAACUUGGUGGUUUUGGAGACCCUUGACUUAUCUUUAAAUGAACUUUCUGGCUCUAUUCCUUCAAGCAUCUCAGAAUUGAUGUCCCUUAAUUCGCUAAACCUUUCCAACAACCAUCUGUCAGGUGAGGUACCAACAGGUUCUCAACUCCAAACACUUGUGGACCCAUCAAUUUACAGCAACAACUUUGGGCUCUGUGGUUUCCCACUCGACAUAGCAUGUUCAGAUGGUUCAAACUCUACAGCAGCACUGUUUGGGCACAGCCAUUCCCAGGAGAUUGAAGCCCUAAUCUUGUAUUACUUUGUAUUAGCUGGGCUGACAUUUGGAUUCUGGUUAUGGACUGGACCACUGCUUCUCUUCGAGUCUUGGAGGGUUACCAUGUUCCGCUGUGUUGACCAUAUACAAGAUAGGGCUGCAAAAUGGAUAUUUGCCAUCUAAUCUCCAUUUGAUGUGGUACAGAAUUGUAAAAUAAAGUCCCAUUUGGAGUGGGUGUGUUGAUUUGGCUGGAAUGUUUCAGAUCCAAAUCAAAUUCGAAUAACAAACUUUCCGAUGAACUUUCUCUACUAUUCUAUUUUUUUCUACUAUUCUUCUUCUUUUGCAAUGGAUAUUUGCCUAACAAUAUAUUUUUCCGUAUUUUAUUUUUUCUCUACUAUUCCUCUUCUUUUGCAACACUAAUUACGGUUCAAACUCUGAUCAUGUUAAUCUGACAUUAAGGGUGUGCUUGACAGGGAUUGGGCUACUCUAAUAAACGUUCCUAGAGAGAAACUGGUUUUUUAGCUUCUGUGUUCUAAGAAAAUCCGAUGAAUGUUUCUGGUCAUAAAUAAAAUUUCAGAAUCGUUUGUGCAGUGUUUCUACUGUUUCUCUAAAAAGUUAGUUUCCGCAUAUGGACUCAGUUUUUUUUUUUUGAGAAAUAUUUUUGGAGAAUCCCUACCAAACACACCCAAGCUCUGGUGAAGCAGUAGUCUCGAUUUACCUGGCCAGCACCAGCAUUUUAAAUUUGGAAACAACACAUCAGUGGCCCCUAAACUCAUUCACUAAUAUCGUUAAGCUCCCUAAACUAUCAAUUUGAAUAUUUGUUGGUUCAUCCGAGGUCCAGAUCUCUAAUCACGGUUCGUUAGGCUAUUCAGUGUACCAAGCAACUGUGCAUCGAAAGUUCUGCCAGUUAAACUUUACCGGAGGAAAUUAAAUGCAGCAGCAAGACAAUUCCCUGAUGGGAAGUUGGAGAUUGAGGCCAUGUUUAGUUCCUGAGAAAUUUUGUAACUUUUUUUUUUUAGAUUUCUCAUCACAGUUUGCCUGUAAUUUGCGAGAUG
Sorghum bicolor (sorghum) is the source of this 3497-nucleotide messenger RNA. RefSeq names its product probable leucine-rich repeat receptor-like protein kinase At1g35710. The transcript has a single exon. Bases 391 to 2625 code for a protein of 744 amino acids. Gene Ontology annotation, cellular component: plasma membrane. Gene Ontology annotation, molecular function: protein binding. NCBI's taxonomy places the organism in Eukaryota, Viridiplantae, Streptophyta, Magnoliopsida, Poales, Poaceae. The record is from RefSeq and is a predicted model, not a curated record.